AUGGCUCGUCAGGCCGAAGUGAUAACCCAACUACAACAACAACAGCCACAGCAGGCUGCUACUUCUAUAUCUCAUGCACCUCCCACGCGUAACCCGACACCCAGAGCCACUGCCUAUACUGCUAAUUUCCAACAGACUCAGGGUAAUCUAGUGGAGCCAAUCCCAGAGCAAGUCUCUAAAGCUCCUGUCUAUCAAGCCGAAGCUCCAUUUGGAUUUGAGGUUGACUCAACUGCACUUAAGGGUCAAGGAGAGUUGAGUUUUCUCUUUGCCAUCAUGGUAGCCAAUGAGGAUAGCAUUGUCUGGGGUGGCUUACCAACAGUGGUUCGAGAGUAUCUGAACAUCUUUCUGGAGGAUCUUACAGGUUACCACCACAUAGAGAGAUUGAGUUGCACAACUCCAAUUUUCAUGGCACCGUAUAGAUUUGCGCUAGCUGAAUUACGUGAGUUGAAGACCAACAUCUUAGUCUACUCACCCUCCAAGAAGGAGCACGAGAGGCACUUGCAGGUUGGACUUGAGUUGCUUAGAUCACACCGUUUGUUUGCGAAGUUCAAGAAGUGUGAGUUUUGGCUCAAGGAAAUUAAGUUUCUAGGCCAUGUUGUGUCUGGGGAAAGAGUGAUUGUGGAUUCCUUUAAGAUAGAUGUUGUACAUGACUGGGAGCAACCUAAGAAUACUUUUGAGAUUCAGAGUUUUUUGGGCUUAGCUGAGCAUUACUGA
Messenger RNA from Camellia sinensis, 714 nucleotides. Lineage: Eukaryota; Viridiplantae; Streptophyta; Magnoliopsida; Ericales; Theaceae. The record is from RefSeq and is a predicted model, not a curated record.